UCAAGCGUCGGGGACGAUGAGAGUCCGGUCGGUCAGUCCUACYGACCGACCUACAGACGCACCGACACGCAGCCGAACACUCCGGUCUGACGGGACUAACUUCUCACUUCAUUUCUCCAAAAGGUAAAAAAACAUCAAAGAAAACAAAAGCAACAGCUGGAGCUGCACGAGGAGAGGACUUUUAUUUUGAAAGCGCGUGUGUGGCUCUUGUUAAUCAUCACACCUGAGAAGGAGGAGAAGAAAUAAAAACAUCAGUUAGUGUUUCCUCUCUGAGGUGAAGGAGAGUUUUACCGGAUCACCGGAGGAUUAACGGAAGCUGGAGCCUCCGGAGGAGUAAAGAAGUUGGGAAGAUGUCGGAGGAAGCGGAGCAGACGGAGUGAAGCUGCCCGGUGCGCACGUUCCUCUCUCCGGCUGGACUGAAGCGCGCCUGCCGCUCCUCAUCACCACCACCAGCACCAUCAUCACCACCAUCACCACCACCACCACCACCAUCAUCAUCAUCGCUCUGCUUGGAUGUAAAAAACCCAAAACAAGCUUCUUCCUCCAAGAUCUUCUUCAAACACUUUUACGCGGAGUUCCUGCGCUCAUGGAGCGGCCACCUCGCGCCUCCUCUCCGGAUGGGAUGCGUCAGCUGUGAUGCUGAUGGUGUGACAUAAAAGAAACUCAAAAAACAGCACAAAAACUAAUCCGCAGUUUUUCCAACGCAGGAGUUUCACAUCUGGUAAACUGGGCCAGUCAGCAGCAGGAUCAGGAUGAGAAGAUGGCUGGCUGUGUGUUUCCAAUGGGACCAGAGAGCUUUCAGCGCUUCACGCCGGACUCCCUGGCGGCCAUCGAGCAGCGCAUCGCCCAGGAGAGGGCCCGACGCAGCAAACACUACCAGGAGGACCUGGGCGACGUGGUGCUCCCCCGGCGCCGGCCCGACCUGGAGGCAGGAAAACAGCUGCCGCGCAUCUUCGCCGACAUCCCGUCUCAUCUGGUGGGUGUUCCCCUGGAGGACAUCGACCAGUACUACUUCAAAGACAAGAGGACCUUCAUAGUCCUGAACAAAGGGAAGGCCAUCUUCCGCUUCACUGCCACGUCAGCUCUCUACAUCUUCAGCCCUUUCAACCCCAUCCGCAGAAUCGCCAUCAAGAUCCUGGUCCACUCAUAUCCUUACACUACUGCUGCUACUGUAUGUACUCCUGCAUGACGUCUUAUGAUGUGCUGCUGACUGCGGGGAAAU
Molecule: messenger RNA, 1222 nt
Organism: Anarrhichthys ocellatus (wolf-eel)
Lineage: Eukaryota; Metazoa; Chordata; Actinopteri; Perciformes; Anarhichadidae
Product: sodium channel protein type 2 subunit alpha-like
Exons: 4
Coding region: 761-1189 (142 amino acids)
Biological process (GO): neuronal action potential; sodium ion transmembrane transport; membrane depolarization during action potential
Cellular component (GO): voltage-gated sodium channel complex; plasma membrane
Molecular function (GO): voltage-gated sodium channel activity
Source: RefSeq, a predicted model, not a curated record